AUAAAACCAUUUAUCGAUUCUGAUGUGGAAAACAAUAACUUACGUAAUUUAUUGAGGUUUUAUGUUUGUUUUAAAUCGGAGCAAGCCAUUUGAACACGUAGUUUCUGAGUGAUAAUGUACAGGAUUUUUUUAUUGUACAAAAUAAUAUGUUUCACCACAUGCUAUUCCUCGAACGAAGACGGGGUGAAUUCAAUUUACAAUAACAUAUUUAAGGCGGCUCAUGACAAUAUUAAUGAAAACUCAACAGCCGUAGAAGUGUCGCCAAUAUUUCCAGAUUUACGAUUACUCGAAAGCACUGACAGCCCAAAUGACGUCACGGCGCGCAACAUCAGCGACGACAUGGAAGAGUAUUCCAAUGAUACCCUGAACUAUACUGUGCCCUGGAACAUAUUCAUAGCAAUGCUAAUGCAAGAAUCCAUUGACCAAUUGACAGUAAUAAAAAAUAAUAUAAAUAGUAUUUAUCAAUUGGGUGCAACAGAAAUUAGGUCAGUGAAAAGUGCGUUUAAUAAUUCCGAAGAAGAUUUUGAAAAUAUGAUAUUGAAAAAAUAUAAAACAAUUAUGAAGUCGCAAACAAAUAAUAACGAUAAAGACUUCAUGUUAGAUUUUGUUGAAAUGGCUAUCACUUUUAUACAGAAGAUUGUCUCAUUUAAUCUCAAUUUGGUGAAAGGGAUGCUAGAUUCCCCGACGACGUGGUAUCACCAGAAGCUACGCGACAAGAUAUUGAGACAACAGAUGAAGAACACAAGCAACUACAUAAGAUUUCGCGUUUGCAAGGUUCUGUCGAUUUGCAGAGACAAAACGAAAUAUUCCGACUUCGCCCUGGAAUGGAUAAGAAAUGUUUUUGCUUUAUCUAAAUACGAGUUGGCGGAGUUUUUCGAAAUCGCACCUAAAGUGAUACAAGCACAUAGUGAUUUUAUCAAAUCUAAUGUGAAGUUCAGGCAAACAUUGAAAUAUAUUACUGUAUCCUCGGAAAUAGUCCAGAGGGAUACACUGGAUUUUCUAGACGAGGCUGUUGGUAAAGGUGAAAAAAUUUACAAUAAGGUGCCACAAGCUCUGCGGCCGGGUGCCAUGGCGCUCACUCGGCUCUUCGAUAUUAUUGAUGAAUUCUACCAGUUACACAAGAACGUUAGCGAGCUUGAAGAUAUAUCAGACAUACUUUCCAUGUGGAGCCAACAAGAAAUCAAUGUAUUUUAUGUUUUGGAUAGUAUAGUCAAGAAUAUGAGGGCGAAUAUAGCAAAAUGGCCGAAGAAGGAGAAAGAAAACGUUGAACAUGUUUGGUACCAAAUUACAGUGUUAUGAAAAUGAACAGUUCUACUAUAAUGUUGAUUAAAUUUAUUGCCUUGUUA
This is a messenger RNA of Plodia interpunctella (Indianmeal moth), 1346 nucleotides long. RefSeq lists its product as uncharacterized. NCBI's taxonomy places the organism in Eukaryota, Metazoa, Arthropoda, Insecta, Lepidoptera, Pyralidae. The coding region runs from base 115 to 1299 and encodes 394 amino acids. The record is from RefSeq and is a predicted model, not a curated record. The transcript is spliced from 2 exons.